Messenger RNA from Danio aesculapii, 2237 nucleotides. It is a transcript of the gene sfxn1, whose product is annotated as sideroflexin 1. Gene Ontology annotation, molecular function: monoatomic ion transmembrane transporter activity. Lineage: Eukaryota; Metazoa; Chordata; Actinopteri; Cypriniformes; Danionidae. Gene Ontology annotation, cellular component: mitochondrial inner membrane. The record is from RefSeq and is a predicted model, not a curated record. The transcript is spliced from 11 exons. Bases 95 to 1063 code for a protein of 322 amino acids. Gene Ontology annotation, biological process: monoatomic ion transport; serine import into mitochondrion.
CGUAAAUACCAAAUUAGCGUCAGUGCGCGAGUCUCAUCUGAUAUCCGCUGCUGUGAUUCCCUGACGCCGAGAUUUGCACUGUUGCACUUGUACCAUGGCAGCGACGAUCUCCACCUCCAUAAACAUUAAAGAGCCGCGCUGGGAUCAGGGAACAUUCGUGGGUCGAGCCAAGCAUUUCUUCACCGUCACAGACCCCAGAAACAUCCUGCUGUCCAACGAACAAUUAGAAAAAGCACAUCAGAUUAUUCAGGAUUACAAAAAAGGCGUGGUAGCAGCAGAUCUCACGGAAGAUGAAUUAUGGAGGGCGAAAUACGUUUUUGACUCCGCCUUCCAUCCAGACACAGGAGAGAAAAUGCUGCUGAUUGGUCGCAUGUCCGCUCAGGUGCCCAUGAACAUGACCAUCACUGGAUGCAUGAUGACCUUCUACAGAACGACUCCAGCGGUUCUGUUUUGGCAGUGGAUCAAUCAGUCCUUCAAUGCAAUAGUCAACUACACCAACAGGAGCGGAGACGCACCAAUCACAGUCAACCAGCUUGGGACAGCGUAUGUAUCCGCCACCACCGGCGCUGUGGCUACUGCUUUAGGACUGAAUGCAUUAGCAAAGCAUGUGUCUCCACUCAUAGGACGCUUCGUCCCAUUCGCUGCUGUCGCUGCUGCUAACUGUAUUAAUAUUCCACUCAUGAGACAACGGGAACUCAAACACGGUAUUCCAGUAACAGAUGAGAAUGACAAUCGGUUAGGAGAAUCUUCAAAGGCAGCUCAACAGGCCAUCACACAAGUGGUGGUGUCCCGAAUCCUCAUGGCCUCUCCGGGAAUGGCCAUUCCUCCAUUUUUAAUGAACUCAUUGGAAAAGAAAGCUUUCCUGAAGAGGUUUCCGUGGAUGAGUGCACCCAUUCAAGUUGGCUUGGUUGGGUUUUGCCUGGUGUUCGCAACCCCGCUGUGCUGUGCGUUAUUCCCACAAAAGAGCUCUAUGGCAGUGAGCCGCCUGGAGCCGGAGUUGCAGGAGAAGAUUCGAGCCAGUCAUCCUGGAGUAGAGACGGUUUAUUUCAACAAAGGACUGUAGAAACAAACCCCGGUGAACCUGCUUACUGCUGUAAAAGUUUCACGUACCAUCUAAAAACAUCUCUUUGUGUGCCAAAGUUCACCCGUUCCUCUCCAGGACAUCCUGAUUCAGUCAUUUUGUAAGAGUUUCUCUUUUAUUUUUGAUCUGUUUUAAUUGUUUUUAAGCUGAUUAUUGUUGCCGAUUUGUGUCUUUUGUCUGACAUGUGUAUGAUGGUGCUCUCUGCUGUGUAUGUGUACACACUCUAAAAAAUGCUGGGUUGUUGUAACUUCGAUACCUUUUAGAUAUGUCGACCAUUUCUGAUACCGUGAGGGGUAAAAUAAUUCCACAACAUUAAGAGUAUACAAUUUUAAUUUAUUUCGAAUAGUAUAAUCCACUCUUUAAAACAACUUUCAAAACACAAAUGGAUUUCAUGAUGAUCAAUAAAACAUCUUCAUAUCUGUGUAAACUCAAAAAUAACUAUUGAUUUUAAUCUGUUUGAAAUGGAGCAGGAUGAAACAUAAGAUUAUCCGCUUGUCGUGACGUAUGAAAUAUUGUUUCCGGCUCCAAGCUGCUAUUCAUUUUAAUUGAGAAAAUAUUGGUUUAUGACCACUUUUUAGUCGUAUCACACAUUAAACUGAAAUUUAUCUAAAAUCAUGCUGUACACACCAAUCUCUGGACUUUCUGCAUUACAGACACCAAUAUUUAACAAUUUAUAAAAACUCAAAUCACUUUUUGGCCAUCGGAUAUUAGGCAUGGAGAUUGUUACGGUUGCCGUAUAUUGUUAGGAUUUUUGCCUCCCGUUUUCUCUCUCUCUCCCUCCCUCUCAGCCAGUCAUAUCCUUUAGGUCCGCCUUCGCGACAGCCGAUUGGUUGGGAGACCCGUCACUCAUCAUUGGGUGACGUGGUGCGAUGACAUAAAAGGACGCCAAGGAGAGCGCUUUUCCUUUGAUCCUGUUUUUUGUGUUUUGCCGACAUGAUUUUGUUAUUCGUUGUUUUUGCUUAACUUUCGUUUGGAUAAAAUUAUUUGUUAUUAGUUCUGCCCAUUUUUUAACUACUUUGUGAUUUUUGUACAUCUUUAUUUCGAUUGUUUGUUUGUAACUUUUUGGUCCAGCUCUUACCUGGCAAAAAUCAAAAAUCAUGUCGGCAAAACACACAAAAAACAGGAUCAAAGGAAGAGCGCUCUCCCAUCCGCUCUC